Messenger RNA from Megalobrama amblycephala (Wuchang bream), 643 nucleotides. Its product is annotated as perforin-1-like. Lineage: Eukaryota; Metazoa; Chordata; Actinopteri; Cypriniformes; Xenocyprididae. Bases 114 to 551 code for a protein of 145 amino acids. The transcript has 2 exons. The record is from RefSeq and is a predicted model, not a curated record.
UAUCAGCAAUUCAGAUAACAGAUAUACAUGGGAUUUUAACCACCUGUUAAUCACCAAAUGAAAGAAUUUUGCGUUGGCCGAUUGCAUUAUAAAGGAGGCUAGGAUCAAAAAACAUGCACACGACAACUAAUACAAGCAAGACAGCCAUGGCAGUCUUUCAUGAUCUUCGGCUGAUGUCUCUGGCCGUGCUGAUGCUGGCGUCUCAGUUGGACUUUGCCAGCGCUGCUGUUCGAGUGUUUGGCUUAUAUGGAAGGGACCUCACCGGUGAUCCUGCUGGAAACAAACCUGAUCCAUACGUCAAGGUCUGGUGUGGCUCUACUUUUGGGGGUCAGACAGAAUAUAUCAAGGAUACUGCUCAUCCUACAUGGUCUGCAGAGUUCAACUUCCCAAAUUGCAAAGCAAACGAUAACCUGAAGCUGGAGGUGUGGGACAAAGACCUGAAUUUUGAUGAUAAAUUGGGCACAUGUACCAAACAGGUGCAAAAUGGGUCUUUCAGCAUUAAUUGUUAUCUGAACAAAGGUACUGUGUUUUACAGGUAUGAAGCAAAAUAAACCUGUUCUAAAUCAGCAGUUUGUAAAGCUGUUUUGAGACAAACAUCCUUUAUAAGAAGCUCAGUAGUAAUAAAGUACAACAGCACUGAACA